Messenger RNA from Purpureocillium lilacinum, 807 nucleotides. RefSeq lists its product as uncharacterized. Gene Ontology annotation, cellular component: endomembrane system; membrane; SNARE complex. NCBI's taxonomy places the organism in Eukaryota, Fungi, Ascomycota, Sordariomycetes, Hypocreales, Ophiocordycipitaceae. Gene Ontology annotation, biological process: intracellular protein transport; vesicle fusion. Gene Ontology annotation, molecular function: SNAP receptor activity; SNARE binding. The record is from RefSeq and is a predicted model, not a curated record.
AUGUCCAAACCCAGCCAGCUCUAUCUCCUCGCAGAUCACAUCAAGCUCUCGUUGCUGGAACGCCAGCGCGCCAAGAGUCUCAAUCUCGACAGUGACACUCAGGAUGGCCACCUGUCGCGGUCGCUCGAGCAAUUUCGCGCCGGGCUCACAUCCCUCCAGCAGGAGAAGUCGCGUUUAGAACAGACCGGUGACGAGAAUGCCGCGAAGUCCAUCACCGAUGCCCUGCCCGAGCUCCAGAAACAGUUUGAAGACCUGACGGCCCAGUUCCACGGCUUCUCGUCACCAUCUACGGAGGCGACGUUGACCCAAGCCAACUCGGACGAGCUGGCCGAGGACUUCGCCCACGCGGCGUCAACAUCAGCGUCCGGGCCGGGCUCCCGGAAAUCCAAAUCGGUGCGCUUCAGUGAUACGCCGUCGGACCCUUCAAGCGACUUGUUUGGUCCGUAUCGGGAUGACCCGGCAAUAAACGACACGGCUGGCUACCGCGAUCAAGCCGAGGAAAUGUCCAACCAGCAGCUGCACCAGUACCAUUCGCAGAUCCUAGAGCAACAGGAUGAGCAGCUCGACCGACUAGGUGAAUCUAUUGGCCGCCAGCGCGAGCUGAGCAUGCAGAUUGGCGACGAACUAGACAGCCAUGUUGCCAUGCUGGACGAGGUCGAGGCAGUCACAGACCGCCAUCAAAGCCGGCUCGACCGGGCCAAGAGGACCCUGGGCAAGGUGGCCAAGGGCGCCGGCGAGAAUAAGCAGAUGACCGCCAUCAUCGUCCUCAUUAUCAUUCUUGUCCUCUUGAUUGCGAUUUUGAAAUAA